AUGGUGGAACGUAAGGAAAGCCUAAAAAUACUCAACAAAUUCGCCGGCGAGGACCUGACGGCUACGCUACCGAACGUGCGCACGGUUUUCGCUGGCGAUUCUCAUGAUGGAAAACAGCGUGAAUCCCGAGUAUUCCUGCUCCUCGGUGCCUCCAACACCAAGAAGUCCGAGUUGAUCGAUUUUAUGUGCAACUAUUUCUAUGGUGCUACGCUGGAAUCGGAGGAGCGAUUUCAUAUCGCUAACGAGAAAUUCGGAAACUCCACCCCACCACGCUCCAUCACUACCUACGUUUUUAACAAUGCCGAAACGACGUUCCGACCAAUCGUUAUUGACACCCCAGGUGUGGGCCACAAUCACGAGUGCGAAAAAGAGAUCCACGACCUUUUUACCUCGUGGUUGUCCCACAACGAUCGACACCGCAUUGACGUUGUUGGGGUGGUCCUUUCGGCGCAGACACGAAUGACCAGUGCAGAGGAAAAGGAGUUGAACAAGGUCCUAACCUACAUCCCGCUACACCUCCGAAAAAACAUCGUGCUCCUCGUGGGAGACUCGGAUGGAGCCCCGAUCAACAUCGGUAUCCUGCGUCGUCUCAAUCUCCAUGGGCACCCCGAGUACAAAUUCAACAGCGAAUGCAUGUUUGAGAAGAAGCACGAAGAUUCCCUGAAGGAAUACCUCCGCGAGAACUACUGGCGCAUGAGCGAGAAGAAUUUCGCUGCACUCUUCGAGCAGACUGAACGCUUCGAACCGAAGACCAUCUCCGGACAGCCGCACCAAGAGCCUCGUUUUACCCCGAUUGAGGGAGGACGCAAUCUGAGCGACGUGACAAUGUCCAGCGUCACCACAACGACCACCACGACGAAGAAGGUGCAGAAUGAGGAGACGGCUUCUUCACAUUACUACAGUACCAUCGAGUCGUUACCUCCAGCACCAACAAGGCCUGCGCCGCCACCACCGAUCCCUCAGGUCGUACCCACCUCUCACGGCUAUUCAUCCACCGUCACCAAGACGACGACACUCGAAUUUGGGGCUGGGACGCACGUUGACUCGGCACUGCAUCUGAUGGAUCGAUAUUCACCCCUACCCGGUAAAUACGAGCAGCCACCAAGUGAAUACUCCAGUCGAUACGCCAAUAUUGGUUACGGCACGCUACCUAACCAACGCUACAGCGAGCAAACAAUCCUCUCCGCCGAUCCACAACGUUCUGAUGAUUCGUCAAAUAACGGUGGAACGCUGUCGCCAAUGAAUGAUGGGACUGUGAGAUACGUCUUCGAUGAAAGAUCACGCACUCACGUCCCGCACGUUAUUAGUAAUGGAAGUAGCUCGGAAACGGCGACUGAAAACGACACCGGGGUGUACGCGUACGGUACGCUGCCGGAAAUCAAGGGCACCAGGAUUGGGCAAGGCCUCAUGCCGGUUCGGGAAACUGUCAUCGAUGAUAUUCCGGUUGCUCCACCUCGUCCUCAUCAUGGCACGGUCGAAAUUAUUGGAGGAAACGAUCGUGAAGUGCUCGUUGACGACGCCUUUCAACGUGAUUCCAACUCCAGACUGUCGCAGCACCACCUGAAGGGGGUGAGCCAGCAGCGAACGAGUACGACACAAUCCAGCACCGUCACUUACGCAAAUCACGAACAUCGGGCAGCGCUGGCUAAUGAUGAUCGGCCCCCAGUUGACGGUACCGGAGAGCGGAUAUCCCAAAUGUACUCCCAGAUCCAGAAGCCGCCACCACCCCAAGUGCCGCAGCAUGGAACCCGAGUCGGGUCCGCAAUCCACGAGGCGGCGUACGGAUCGGUGUCUAUGCGAGAGACCAGUGGAAGGACAGUUAGGAGAGCCCCUGAACGUGUCGUCAACUCUGGAGUAGAGCAGGAGAUGGCCACGCGUGAGGAGAUGUUGCGACGGACGGCCCAAGACGUUCAGCGUGACAGCUACCUGGAGCGUAUGGCCCCUUCGGUGCCACGACCGGUGCCAAUGCCCAGAAAUGGGUCCCAUCCCCCGACACCUGACCGGAAUCAGCAGCAACAUUGGACCGGGUCGCAACAGCAAAUCUCAUCCCAGCACCAGCAACAAACUACCGUCACCAGUACGACACGCACCGACCAGCACGGCAGGAAUACGGUCAUGAUCCCGGAGCAGAUCCGAGACAGUGGUUCGCCAGUGACGUAUCGGAUUGGAUUGGGGCAGAAACAGACGACGACCACCACGGAUCAGGUGCAACGAUGGGGCCCCGAAAUCCCGGCCUACCAUGAACGGUAUCCAGACCCCACCCAGAGACCCGGUUACGAACCACCCCCAAGGCAUCUGGCCGAGGAGGAGGAGACGGACGAUUGGAGUGAUGAGGGACAGGAUAGACAUGGGCGGGUUAUCACUGACACGACGGUCACACAAACACGUGUGGAGCACCAGGGCCAUCGACCUAGCCCCAUCCAACCGCCACCCCCAAAUGUCCAGUAUGAUAACGAUCCGAGGAGUCCGAGCGACCGCGUCUACCCGAGCACCCCGAAACACGACCCAUUGAGAAACCCUUUGCUUGAAGGGCAGCACGAUGAUCCGAACACGAGGAGGAGGAAAGAGAUGGAGAAACGGUGUAUUGUAUGCCGGGGUGCAAGAAAUCGCUUCGAGUUCCUACUACUCAACCCACGAGCCACCGUG
Mesorhabditis spiculigera is the source of this 2646-nucleotide messenger RNA. The record is from the annotation of a GenBank genome assembly. Lineage: Eukaryota; Metazoa; Nematoda; Chromadorea; Rhabditida; Rhabditidae.